AUGUCGUAUGACAGGUACGUGGCUAUCUGCAGGCCGCUGCAAUAUCCAGUCCUUAUGAGGAGCAAAAUCUGCAACAUCAUGUCAGUAGCUGCCUGGUUUUGGUCUUCUGUGCAGUCCUUGACCUGUUCCCUUUAUGUACUGCCACUUCCCUACUGCAAGUCCAAUGUGAUCAGGCACUACAUGUGCGAUUACCCAGCCCUUGUCCAGUUGUCCUGCUCUGACAAUUCUGCAUUUGAGAGAACAACAUACUUUGGUAAUUUCAUGGUCCUUCUCAUCCCCAUCUCAGUCAUCCUGGCUUCCUACAUAGCCAUCCUCCUUCAAGUUCUCAGAGCACGUUCCUCUGGAAAUAGCCACAGGGCCUUGGGGACCUGCUUGUCCCAUUUGUGUGUGGUGGCGAUUUUCUACCUUACGGCCAUUUUGAUGUACAUGACACCUGCUGCUUCCUAUUCAGCAGAAAGGGCCAUGAUAAACACUGUGUUUUUUACCAUUGCGCCUGCCAUGAUGAACCCUUUCAUAUACAGCCUGAGGAACCGGGAUGUCAUAGCAGCACUGAGAAAGCUAUUUGCAAGAUGCACACUGUGUCAAUGA
Lacerta agilis (Sand lizard) is the source of this 588-nucleotide messenger RNA. RefSeq names its product olfactory receptor 2AK2-like. NCBI's taxonomy places the organism in Eukaryota, Metazoa, Chordata, Lepidosauria, Squamata, Lacertidae. Gene Ontology annotation, molecular function: olfactory receptor activity. Gene Ontology annotation, cellular component: membrane. Gene Ontology annotation, biological process: G protein-coupled receptor signaling pathway. The record is from RefSeq and is a predicted model, not a curated record. The transcript has a single exon. Bases 1 to 588 code for a protein of 195 amino acids.